Messenger RNA from Scatophagus argus, 2332 nucleotides. RefSeq names its product N-acetyllactosaminide beta-1,3-N-acetylglucosaminyltransferase 2. Bases 1 to 1350 code for a protein of 449 amino acids. Gene Ontology annotation, cellular component: membrane. Lineage: Eukaryota; Metazoa; Chordata; Actinopteri; Scatophagidae. The record is from RefSeq and is a predicted model, not a curated record. The transcript has a single exon. Gene Ontology annotation, molecular function: hexosyltransferase activity.
AUGGGCAGAUGUUGCAAAUGCAAUGGGAGACUGCUGUGCAUGUGCCUGCUGCCUUGCAUGAUGACUGGCCACCUUCUGAUUUAUGUCAUGGUUUCCAUAUUUGUCACCAUCUCUUACACUCCUCCAAAAAUAACCAUCCACUACAUCGCACCAGGGGCUUCUGAUAACACCUCCACACUGGCCUCUCACCCACUUGGUCCUUUCUGGAAUCUCCGUCUGGAGGACAGUGCACUGUGGAACCAGUUACAGCAUGCUUGGGACCGUCAGCACAAUCCCAUAUUACGUGGAAACAUAACUGGAACAUUCAGGAAAUCAAAAACUAAGGUCUUAUCGGAAAUCGAAGAUGAAUGCCUUUCUGACUGUGUGUCACGUAAAUGUGCAGUCCCUCGUAUGCAUGAUUUCAGCAGCUUGCCAGAACAAAUGCAGGCAUUUAUCAAGUCAAUGCAUUGCAGGGAGUAUCCCCUCCUUAUUAAUCAGCCUGGUAUCUGUAGGAGGAAUAAUAAGAGCUUUGAUCUAGAUUCUCCCAUCCUCAUCAUGGCCAUCAAAUCUCAAGUUGGAAACUUUGAAAACAGGCAGGCUAUACGUGAAACAUGGGGACGCAGUGGACUGUUGAAUGGGGAAUUCACAAAGAAAGUCGGUUUAGUCCGCACAGUGUUUCUGCUUGGACGACAGGACUCAAGUACAGGUCCUCACCCAGACCUCAAAAACCUCCUGGAGCUUGAGAAUGAGAAAUUCAGGGAUAUCCUGCAGUGGGAUUUCAGAGACACUUUCUUUAACCUGACUCUUAAGGACUUGCUGUUCUGGCACUGGCUACAGCAAUACUGCCCCACUGCCAUCUUUGUGUUCAAGGGGGACGAUGAUGUCUUGGUUCGAACAGGUGCCCUUCUGGAUUACCUGCACAAGCAAUGGGAUGAGCACAACCUGUUGAAAACCUAUACAAAUGAAACUGACAUGGAAUUUAAUUUGUUUGUGGGGGAUGUAAUCAAUAAUGCAAUGCCAAACCGUGAGCCAUCCACUAAAUACUACAUACCAGAACGUUUCUACAAAGGCCGGUACCCACCUUACGCUGGUGGAGGAGGGGUGGUGUAUUCUGGCUCACUUGCACUGCGAUUGAAAGAGGUGUCUGAGAGGGUGCGCCUCUUCCCAAUAGACGACGUGUAUCUAGGCAUGUGCCUGCACAGACUUGGGCUCUCUCCAAGCCAUCAUCCAGGAUUUUUAACAUUUGAUCUCCCAGAGAUAGACAGGGGCAACCCAUGUGCUUAUAAAUCUGUUCUGCUUGUCCACAGACGGAGUCCCAAGGAGAUGCUGACUCUGUGGAAGCAGCUUCAGAAUCUGUCGGGUCAAUGCUGAAACUCAUUUGCCUGUCAAAUAACAAACAAAUUCACUGAGCACCACCACAAUCAUUUGGAAAAUACACACCUCUUCAUGAUUGCAUCUCCAUGUCAAGCAGGCAUUACAUGCAAUGUGCAGUACUGUACCUUUCCUCUGAGGAGUUAUGUAACACUGAGUAGGAAAUUGAUCUACCUCAAAGCGUACUUUUGUUAUGAGGGCAUUCAACAGUAAGGGCACAUACAUGGUACUUCAAUACUGGUAUAUAUUUGUACCCGCUCAACAUGGAAGUUUUAUUUUUUAAAGAAAAUAUAAAAUGUUAUAUGCUAUAAAGAGAAUACUUUAUGUUUAUGUGUGAUAUGUUAACACGUUAACACCAGUUAACAUGGAUUUGUGUUUUCCCUUAUUUUAAUCAAUUUGAAUCAUUUCUUUAAGUCAUUUUUAAAUGUCUUACAUCCACUGUACCCAAUAUUUAAAAUGCAGUUGAUCGUGGUGAAUUCAUGCACAUUCUUUUAGCCAGGCAAAGUUAAUUUGCAACAAGCAUAGUGCUGUUUCAAAACGGGCCCAUAGACAUUACAAAUUAUUUUUCUAAUUGUUACAAAACACAAAACCCAACAAUGACUGAAUUGCUUUCCCAAUUGAUGGGUUUUGAAGUCAAGAAAUACUGAAUACAAGUGAUUGACGACGAUGAUAUCUUGUUAACUAUUUAUUGAAAGAUUUAUUUAAAAUUGAAAUGGGUGGAGGUGUUACUGGAGAUGGCCUAACCAGCAGAAAUGCUAUUUGUUGGUACCCUCAAAGAUUCCAACAAUGUAUGUUCAAGGACAAAUAAAUGUUUAUCUCUGAAAAUACUGAAUUUUACUGAAUACUGAAUACUGAUUUAGCAAAAAGGUCUAAAUACCCAUUUAGUAAAGUACAGCAGUUGUGGGUGUUUAAACAAAGGUGUGAAUUUCCAUCUAUGUAAUAUUCUCUUGAUUAUAUGUAUACUAACUAAUAUACUAACUUA